Messenger RNA from Carya illinoinensis, 1013 nucleotides. Its product is annotated as 60S ribosomal protein L18a-like protein. The coding region runs from base 100 to 681 and encodes 193 amino acids. The transcript has 5 exons. The record is from RefSeq and is a predicted model, not a curated record. Lineage: Eukaryota; Viridiplantae; Streptophyta; Magnoliopsida; Fagales; Juglandaceae.
GUGUCGUAGAGAUGAUGGUUUUCCACGCGGGAUCCUCUUAAAAGGGGAUCCAAAAUCUUUGAUAGAAAAUCAAUCAGACUCUAAUAACCCGACGAUAAUAUGGGCAAGGAAGAAAAGAACAGUUUCGUGUCCGCCGAACAUCAACAUGUUCAGCAUCAACAAUUUGAGCCUCAGUACGGCACCUUCCAAGGCGUCCCCAACUAUCCUCCUCCUCCUCCGCCUCCCGUCAUCGGCUUGCCUCAGCCUGCCCCUCCGCCGGGCGCCUUCCAGCCCUCCGCUCCUCCGUCCUAUCCUCCUCAGUACUAUGCUCACGGAUAUCAAUCCGUUCCGGGUUAUGCAAUCGCUGAGGGAACACCAGUGAGAGAGCGCCGCCUUCCUUGCUGUGGUAUUGGUGUUGGCUGGUUUCUGUUUCUUAUUGGCUUCUUCCUUGUUGCCAUCCCCUGGUAUGUUGGGGCCCUUAUUAUACUGUGUUCCAGAAUUGACUACCGGGAGAAACCUGGAUAUAUUGCUUGCACAGUGGCUUGGGCAUCAAUGGAAGAUCAUGAGAUGGAUGGGGAGCCUAUACUGCUGAAGUCCUUACCACCAUGUCAGCAUACGGUUUCAGACUGGGUUAUGAAUAAGGCUAUCCUUGCUACCCUGGCUGUUAUUCUUGGUGUUACAAAAGGAGGCGAUGACUGGUGAUCUUGGAGUGAUGUGUUACAUAUGUAGCAAAAUGGAUCUAUGCACUCGUCGCAUUUGCUGGAAAUUUACUGUGUUUAUAUGUUAUGUAUCUUUGACGGUUUGCAUAGUGGGAGGUGUCAAUGGUCAGCUGCACUCUAAAUUCUUACAAUGCAUCAAUUCUGUUCCUGGCGUUUUAAGGACGAAUUUUGGUCAAAUACAGUGAUGAAACUCUGAACACAAAAUGCGUUUGUUUUAUUUAUUGUAUACUCUUUUAAUUGACGCCUCGACCGAAAAGAUGAGGCACGUUUGGAUUUUGACUGUUAUGUAAAAAUGUUCCGACUGCUAUUCUUUUU